Molecule: messenger RNA, 1209 nt
Organism: Didymodactylos carnosus
Lineage: Eukaryota; Metazoa; Rotifera; Eurotatoria; Philodinida; Philodinidae
Source: the annotation of a GenBank genome assembly
GUAUCCUUUUUUCUGCCAAACAUUCGAAUCCUCAAGUUGCAUUUGGUGGUGUAAGCAUUAUCUUCUUUGGUGGUUACUUACAAUAUCGAUUUUUCAUUACCAUCCAAAAAGAAACCAAGUAAACUGCCCACAGAAAAAGAAAUUCAACAACGUGUUGCACGUUCUCUAAUUCGUCGAAUUAAGUGUGUGGUAAAACUUACUCAACAGAUGCGAACAGAAGAUCUACGGUACCUUCAACUACUUGAGCGUCUUCGUCAUGGACAAUGUAAUUAUGACGACUAUGAAUUAUUGCUGACACGGGUGGCCGGACAAUCAUCAGUAGGCUCUCUACGUGAUUCACCGUGGAACAAAGCUACGAUCCUCGUGUUCCGAAAUGAAGUACGAACACAAUUCAACAACAAGGCAGCAAUUCACAAUGCUGCUCAAUUAGGCCAAGUCCCGAUUGUAUGUGUGGCUCCAGAUACUUGUAAUGGCAAAUCAAUUGAAGAUCCUAUACUUAUAAAAAAAUUAUUGCACUUAUCCGAUAGCAAGACAGAGCAUUUACCUGGUUUAUUGCCUUUUGUUCCUGGAAUGCCUGUUAUUUUAACGCAAAACAUUGCUAUUGUACUUGGUCUUAUUAAUUGUAUUAAUGGAAUCUUUGGACAAUUGGUUUACCAGGCAGAUUCUGUAUCAACAGAUGUUUUAUCAGAAAUAUUUCCAAAAAAUACACAAUACAUUCAUCGACCGUUAUAUGCUUUAAUAGAAAUUACUAAAUCAAAAACUGAAACCAAUCUUGAAGAACUUCAACCAAAACUUGUUCCAAUACCAAUAACGGAACAAACAUUUCGAGUAGAUAUUUCUGAUAUUCUUCCGAAAGACAAGAAACUGAAAUCAAAUCAAAAAGCAAUUUUAUCGGUUAAACGUCGAACACUACCGCUGGUGCCUGCUUAUUGCAUUACAACACACAAGAGUCAAGGCCAAACUUUAAAUAAAGUCGUGAUCGAUCUUAAACUGCCAAAUGAAGUUGAAGAUAUUGCCGCAGUUUAUGUAGCAUUAUCUCGUGUAAAACGUUUAGUUGAUCUAAUUAUUUUACGGCAAUUUGAUUACAAGGUUUUACUAAUUAAACCAAGUAUAUCCCAAGUCAUCGAAAUGGAAAGAUUGGAUCAACUGUAUUUAGAAACACAAAAAACGUUUUUCUCAGUGGUUUUAAUGAUUUUUUUUAUUGCAUGA